CCCGCAUCCGUGACACCCGGAAGUGGAGUGGCUACGGCUGUGCGGCUCAGGCGGCUUCCGCGGCAGCUAAGUCCGCUGGCUCCCAGAGUCCUACUGGGAUGGCGAAUGCAGUUCCCCCUGAUGCUCCAGUCCCCACCCUGGCUGUGCCUUCGGAGCAGCUCCGGCACCUAGCAGAGGAGCUUCGGUUGCUCCUUCCUGGAGUGCGGGUCGGCGAAGCCCGGGAGACUACCAAGGAGUUUAAUCCGGAGACCUUUUGGAGAAGAUUCAAUGAGGCAGCUGUGACAGUGUCCACGGAAGCCACUACUCUGACCGUAGUCUUUUCCCGACUUCCACUGCCAUCUCCUCAGGAAACCCAGAGAUUCUGUGAACAAGUCCAUGCUGCCAUCAAGGCAAUUAUUGCAGCAUACUAUUCGCUUCCCAAGGAUCAGGGAACCACCUUGAGAAAGCUGGUAAGGAGUGCCACUCUUGACAUUGUGGAUGGCAUGGCUCAGCUUGUGGAAAUGCUUUACGUCACUCCAACGCAGAGCCCUGAGAACCUCAUUUCCUACAACAGUGUCUGGGAUGCGUGCCAGAAAGUGCCUAAAAUCCCAAGAGAUAACAAAGCUGCAGCCCUUUCAGUAUUGACCAAGAGUGUGAAUCUUGUAAAGGAUGCACAUGAGGAAAUGGAGCAGGCCGUGGAAGAAUGUGAUCCUUACUGUGGCCUUUUGAAUGACAUUGAGGAGGACAACUCUGACAACCAUGGAGAUGAGGAGGGUAUUUUGGGAUGUCCAAACAAUCGGGACUCAUAUUGGUCGGAGGAGGAUCAGGAGCUCAUAAUCCCAUGCCUUGCGCUGGUGAGAGCAUCCAAAGCCUGCCUGAAGAAAAUCCGGCUCUCAGUGGCAGAGAAUGGGAAGAAGGAUCAGGUGGCCCAGCUGGAUGACAUUGUGGACAUUUCUGAUGAGAUCAGCCCUAGUGUGGAUGAUUUGGCUCUGAGCAUAUACCCACCUGUGUGCCACCUGACUGUGCGACUCAAUGCUGCAAAACUUGUAUCUGUUUUAGAGAAAGCACUGGAAAUUACAAAAGCAAGUCAUGUGACCCCACAGCCAGAAGAUAGCUGGAUCCCUUUACUUAUUAAUGCUGUUGAUCAUUGCAUGAACAGAAUCAAGGAGCUCACUCAUGAAGUUGAAUUAUGAGUUUUCAGGCUCAUUUGUACUCUUCUCUGUCCCUUUCCUACUAUCUCAGCCAAGCUCUGAUGUCUGCUUUUAGAGUGGGGCUAGGAUGCUUUCUAGAACAAAACGAAGUUCCUGUCUAUACUUAUUAAGAGACACUAUUACAAAAGAUUAUUGAUUAGGUCAUACUAGUAAUUAUUUAUAAACCAUUUAAGUAUGAUAUAUUUUUCUGUGCUAGAUACAAAAGAUAAUUGUAUGAGUGUUUGUUCUUGAGUUGCCUCUCAGAGAUUCCUGGGGAAGCUGCCCUUUUUGCAGUAAAGUAUGUCAUUUCUUUGUUAAAGAUGUUGAUAGUGUCAGUAAAAUGCUUGGUGCCAGUAAAAUGCUUGAUUAACUGAGGUACCCUUCCAAAGUCUCUUUCUACCAGAAAUAUGUGGGUUGAGACUAUAAUAUUGCUUUUGUUUAGGUUUAUAGGUCUAAAGAUCUGAUUCUGAUCAGAAACAUAUUUAGAACAAAAACACUUUAUUUAGAGCAGUUGCCUCCAAAGGCCUUGUUAGUACUUCAGCAUGUUUUAUAGUUAUUCUCACCAGCAAGUUCUCCUGAAUAUUAUUCCAGGUUAGGUUACUCAGUGCCUCUGAAAUUAUUUUUUGGUAUUGAGCUUGUGAAAAUUAAUAGGGGGAAAUCUUGUGUAAAAUGGAGUUGAAAAAAAAUUUUUUUUAAUUAAGAAAAUUAAUUUAAAAAAAUUUAAAAAAAAUGGAGUCGAGAGGCCAGAAGGGGGAGCACUCAUGCACUGCCACUCUAAGUAACAGGAAGGACUGUGAAUUCCAGAUAGAAGUGAUGUGAGUUGCAUCUCCUGCCAGAAAUUGACUACCCCAGGUACUAAGGCAGUGGGAACCCCUCAUCACCCAGAACUCUCGCUUUUCUCCAUUUGAGCAGUUGUUCAAAACAGCUGCUCCCAACUUCCUCCUUUGUGGUGGCUUUUACUAUAACCUUCUUGACCCUAAUUGCAGUUCUUUGCUGUUCCAGAAUAAACCCAUUUUGCUGAUAAAAUAA
Phacochoerus africanus (Common warthog) is the source of this 2198-nucleotide messenger RNA. RefSeq names its product cyclin D1 binding protein 1 (gene CCNDBP1). Gene Ontology annotation, cellular component: nucleus. Gene Ontology annotation, biological process: regulation of cell cycle. The record is from RefSeq and is a predicted model, not a curated record. Bases 99 to 1172 code for a protein of 357 amino acids. The transcript has 11 exons. Lineage: Eukaryota; Metazoa; Chordata; Mammalia; Artiodactyla; Suidae.